This is a messenger RNA of Medioppia subpectinata, 871 nucleotides long. The record is from the annotation of a GenBank genome assembly. NCBI's taxonomy places the organism in Eukaryota, Metazoa, Arthropoda, Arachnida, Sarcoptiformes, Oppiidae.
ACCACAUUAUCGUAGAUAAAGAGCGGCCCAAUCCGUGCCUUCCGAUUGAAUGCCUUCCUUUCAAUGCUGUUGUUGUACACCAACUGCUGACGAGUUAUUGGGGUUUCCGAUCACACACUCCACACCGCAUGAGUUGCAAGACAUGCAGACACAGAAGAGAAUCUCCGAAGUGUUGAGUGGACACCCGACCCUCAAGUCCUUUUUGUCCGGUUCUAUUAGUGGCACAGUAUCUACAGUACUAUUCCAACCUUUCGAUUUGGUUAAAACUAGACUACAAAAUGCCAGUAUUGCUGCACACCCUUCAAAUGUGGCGACAAUACGUUUCGUGCCAUUAGUAACGCAAGUACUGAAAAACGAGCAGAUAUUAGGCCUAUGGAGAGGAACUGUUCCCUCACUGUUACGGUGCGCUCCGGGCGUUGGUCUGCACUUUUCGGCGCUCGACUUUCUGAAGACUCGAUUCUGCAAGAAUUCAAACGGAGUUCAGUGCCAGCCGUCGGCCGUACAGGCGCUGUGUUUUGGCGUCAUAUCGCGUUCAUUCUCGGGCUUUAUUCUCAUUCCCGUUACAGUCAUUAAGACUCGCUAUGAGAGCGGAAUCUUUUCCUACAAGACUCUGAGACAAGCCCUGAGACACACGUAUGUGAGCGAAGGUCCGCGCGGUCUCAUCGCCGGACUAAUGCCAACACUUAUGAGAGACGCGCCCUUUUCGGGCCUCUAUUACAUGUUUUACUCGCAAUUGAGACAAAUGGCUCUCCGGUCGUCGUCUACUUCGCCCAGCAAUCAGUCUAUUUCGCCGAUUCUCACGUUUACAAUCGGCUUAAAUGCCGGACUCUUAGCGUCAAUUGUCACCCAACCUAUGGAUGUGAAAACUUGA